This is a messenger RNA of Physcomitrium patens, 1993 nucleotides long. RefSeq lists its product as uncharacterized. NCBI's taxonomy places the organism in Eukaryota, Viridiplantae, Streptophyta, Bryopsida, Funariales, Funariaceae. The record is from RefSeq and is a predicted model, not a curated record.
GACUGGCCUUGUUUUCAGGAAGCGUUUCGAUUGCGUGCAGGGGAUCGACGCAUGGAGGCAUCGACGCAUUGGUGUGUGUGUCUCGUUGGAGGGCUUCGUUAGACGGGGGCGGCAGAGUAGAUUUGGAGGUGGAUUGGCGCAGAGAGAGAAGGUUUUAGCGGAGACUGUUUGGGAUGUUCGCAAGUUUGGAGAGGCUUUGCUGAAUUAGGCUGGAGUGGUGGGCUACAGGGCGUGGUGCGGAUUUCGACGUAGCCCACCAUUUGCCGGCGUGUGGGGGAUGUCUUCCGGGGAAUUCGGUGCAGAGCUGUGGCUCUUGAGAGUACUGGAAACGCAUCUUGGCUUGUUUCGUCUUGGCUUGGAGUGUAAGGGAGACGAUUGGUGAGGUGGAUUUGUUGAGGGAGGAGUGUGAAGAGGUUUGGUUUGCGUUGAGAGCGAGAGAGCGAGAGAGAAGGUGAGAGAUCGUUGUGUUUUUUCUUGCCCUACAUACUCUCUCUUAGAAGGAGAGGUUUUGGUAUUGUAGACGGGCAAUGGGAGGAGGAGCCAUGUGGAGAAGCGUCAUCCGCGUUGUGGGAUCGGGGCCUACAUCGGCUGCUACCAAUGCCGCCAUGUGCAGGAUGUGCACGACUACGCCUGCCCUGAAGGCGCCUACUUCCGCUCGCAUUACUUGCAAUUGCCCUUCGGACAUUAAUGCGCCUGGAAGUCAAGCUAACUCUGGUUUGAAGCAGUAUUUUGACGUUGAAGAUUGGGAGUUCGCCGGAGAUGACGAGAGGGACUACUUGGUUUUCGGAACCUUGCCAACGCAGCGAGAAGUGGAGGAGGCAACCUCCGACCUCCACCAUGCUUUGAAGAUAGGACUGUUCACGAGCAGGAGUUCAAGUCCGCUGGAGGCAUCUCUUGCGAGCGCAGGAUCCAGUGGUGAAGUGAAGGAAGUCACCAUGUCCUCUAUUGGGAAUGUAGAUGGAGAGGACAUUGGCUAUCAAGUGGAACAUCCAGUCUCAGACGACUGGGUGGAACCUUCUUUUGAAUUGGCUUCUUCUUCGAGGGGCAAGGAAAUUGCCGGAAACGGUGGGAAAAGUGCAAUGCUCGAAGCUUUUCAUCAAUUUCAGCACAACCCGCAGGUUCAGAAAAUGGUGGUCUCUUUAGCCACGGACAAGGGAGUGUGGGAUGCUGUGUUGGCUAACGACCAGAUUAAAGAAUUUAGGCAGAAGCUUCGGGAAGCCACUGGUCUACUAGAAAAUGGGAGUGAGGUUACUGUUGACGAGUUGGCUGUGUCUCUGAAGAAGGAUACCAACAUAUUUUCUCACGUUUUCUGGAAUACCAAGAAAGCAUUCGUUCAAUUCAUGGCUACCUUGCAGGAGCUCAUUCGGGGAAUCUUCGACACCGCAGAAGAACAACUUCAGUCAACCGAGACUGAUGAUUUUUUCGAACGCACAGUCAGGUCAACUAUGAUGCUUUCUGUGUUGGUAAUGUCACUAGUGGUGUUCAAGAGAUCCGCUGCUCACGCCUCCUGAUCGUGUUCCAUGUAUAUAUAUUCGUCGACGACAUUCAAGUACGGAUUUUGCUGAUGGUCUUCUGAUGCGGUUAUGGUAACAUUCUUUGAAGGUGAAAUUUUUUCACUCGACCCAUCCAAAGCUCUGGUUGAAGGGUAGAUUUUCCAGGAUACACUGUAGAAGUUCUGAUGCUGAUGUAGGUAUGGGGAGCUGGUGCGAUCAUGACUACAUUGGUGAUUUGUUCUUAAUUGCGGAGGUGAAGUUUUCAUUUUGAAGGCAUGCGAAAACUCGUGGUGUUGUGGAAUUGUGCGCGAAGAUCUGUGAUUUCGUAAAAUUUAUUACUUUGUAAAUUUUGUCUCAAUAGAUGUUAGAAACAUUUUGCCCUGUUCGUGUGAGACUCAUGUACUUGAACCGUGUAAGUUGCUACUGUAAAUGCCCACAUCAGAUUUGUUUUCCUGUGGUUGAAUACGAAUGGGAACAUGAGUUUCAGCGAAUUGGUUCAA